AUGUCGGUGCCAAAUGGUUUCCGGCGAUCGCCAGGUAAUCCUGACGGAUACGACAAAACUUACGAAGAUGAUCAUGACUCCGAUCUCGACCUUGACGAAUUAGACCCUCAAACAACAUUAACGACUGCUACGAAUAUCCGGAACCCCGUUGAUUUCGGCCGGCGCAUACCACUUCAGAAUCUUCGCUUUGCCGGUCGCCGAACCAACCGGUACGAUGACGAGACGGAUGCAGAACAGUUGCAGGGCCUGGUGGAGAAUGAGACAGCAUACGGAAGCGGAGCGUCGAGAACUCGCAAUAUGGGUGUGAGGCAUCGCAGAACAUCAGAGGCAGACUUGCGCCGCGGACCCAUGCAGAAGCUGAAGUCAUACCUUCCCUUUACGAAAAAGGAGCGGGCGAUCUCACUUCCCUCUGCACUCGCCAAUAACGAUGACGACCUAGAGGAGGAGCAUGAUCCAACAGCAACCAGAACCAUAAGUGUUGGGCAGAAACAACCGACCCGAUUUCCCCUCAACGCUGUCUCCAACGCCAAAUACACACCAUGGUCGUUCAUACCUGUGACUCUAUUCAAUGAGUUCAAAUUUUUCUUCAACAUGUACUUCUUGCUGGUCGCCCUGUCCCAAAUUAUCCCGGCUCUGCGCGUUGGCUAUCUCUUGACAUAUAUUGCGCCUUUGGCGUUUGUCUUGUGCAUCACUCUGGGAAAGGAGGCUUACGAUGAUGUGUACCGGCGGAAAAGGGAUAACGAAGCAAACAGUGAGCCAUACACUGUGUUACAUUUCGAUCGGAGUGAGGCUGCUCUGCGCAGUGCUCGUGAGAGUGCGGCGACGCUCAGGGAUUCGGGAUUGUCGGAGAAAAAGAAAGGCAAGCGCAGGGCAGUAACAGAGGACAAUAAUGGCAAUUUGCAAUCACGAGAGGGUCCAGCCCAGAGUAGCUGCAGCUCGCGCGUCACAGAAAUUCUAAAGUCAUCUCGGGAUCUCAAGGUUGGAGACGUUCUAGUACUCGGGAAAGAUCAAAGAGUACCCGCCGACGUAGUGUUGCUUAAAAGCUUCGCCACGGAGGCAUCAAUUCCAACAAGACAUGCAGCACCCGAUGGCGCCUCAUCAGAGGCCGACCUUGGGGCAAGCUCUGGUGGCCCGUUGACCUCUUCGGAAUCGGAACAGGGAGGCGGCGGCGAAGCUUUCAUUCGCACUGACCAGCUUGAUGGUGAAACCGACUGGAAGCUUCGUUUGGCAUCGCCAGUUGCCCAGAAUCUUCCUGUGAGCGAGUAUGUGCGGCUUCAAAUCGUUGCAGGCAAACCAGACAAAAAGGUCAACGAUUUUGUCGGAACAAUAGAGCUUGCUGCUAGUAACGACGCGCCAUAUGAUUCGGCGGCAGGGACUAUAUCUCCCUCAUCGGGUCCAUCCAGUCCUCUGAACAUUGAUCACACAGCGUGGGCUAACACAGUGCUGGCAUCUUCGACAACGGUCCACGCGGUCGUUGUGUACACCGGAUCGCAGACUCGGGCAGCACUAUCCACCUCGCCUUCAAGAUCAAAGACUGGUCUGCUGGAAUACGAAAUCAAUUCGCUCACUAAGAUAUUGUGUUUCUUAACGGCAGCACUAAGCAUCGUGUUAGUAGCGCUAGAAGGUUACCAAGAUCACGGCGACCAGGCCUGGUAUCUAGCUGCCAUGCGAUUCUUAGUCUUAUUCAGCAGCAUUGUGCCUAUUUCCUUGCGGGUCAAUCUGGAUAUGGGAAAGAGUGUAUACGCGUGGCAAAUUCAUCGCGAUCCAGGCAUUCCCGGCACUAUUGUUCGGACAAGCACCAUCCCGGAGGAUCUUGGCCGAAUCGAAUACCUCCUGAGCGACAAAACCGGAACAUUAACGAGAAAUGAAAUGGAACUGAAGAAGAUCCACGUUGGAACUGUUAGCUAUGGCGGCGAAGCCAUGGAGGAAGUCAGCAGCUACGUCGAGCAAGCAUUUGCGGCAGGAGUAGAAAUUGGUGCAAGCGAUUUGUUCUCGCCAUCAACGGCGACCAACUUUCUCGGAGGCUCAACUCGGACAAGACGAGAGAUUGGUCUUCGAGUUCGUGAUCUCGUCCUGGCACUCGCGCUCUGCCACAAUGUGACUCCCACUAUGGAAGAGGGUGAGGAUGGGACGCCUGUCAUCUCCUAUCAAGCCUCUUCACCCGACGAGAUCGCCAUCGUACAAUGGACGGAGCAGGUUGGCUUGCGCCUUGCGCAUCGAGAUCGCAAAAGCAUCUCGCUACAGUUCACGGGUGAUCAGCGCUUAGCGGUCAAGGUAGAAAUCCUGAACGUCUUUCCGUUCACCAGCGAUAGUAAACGCAUGGGUAUCAUCGUCCGCUUCGUGCGCGACGCUAGCGUCGACAAGGAUGAGGAUGGAGAGAUUGUGUUCUUCCAGAAAGGUGCAGACACCGUCAUGACCACGAUUGUUGCAGCAAACGAUUGGCUCGACGAAGAAACGGGCAACAUGGCACGCGAGGGCCUCCGGACACUGGUCGUCGGCCGGAAAAACCUGAGCAAACAGCAAUACGUGGCAUUCUCGACGGCUCAUGCAGCAGCGGCGAUGAGCUUGUCGGGCCGCGACGCAAACAUGGCGGCAGCUGUGAAGCAGCAUUUGGAGAACGACCUGGAGCUGCUUGGUGUGACGGGCGUUGAAGACAAGCUCCAGCCGCAUGUCAAACCUUCGUUGGAGCUGCUGAGAAACGCCGGCAUCAAGAUCUGGAUGCUCACGGGUGACAAGGUGGAGACCGCUCGCUGUGUUGCCAUUUCCUCCAAGCUGGUCAGCCGAGGCCAGUACAUCCACACAAUUGCAGGCCUGAAGCGAAGAGAAGCCGCACUGGAAGCGCUGAGCAUGCUGGACACACAGCCAAAUGCUGCCCUAUUGAUCGAUGGACAGUCCCUAGCUCUUUACCUGCAGUAUCAUCGGGAUGCUUUCAUCUCUCUGGCCGUCACGCUGCCGGCGGUCAUAGCAUGCCGAUGUUCGCCUACGCAGAAAGCCGACGUCGCGCAUCUCAUCCGUGCCUACACCAAGAAGCGCGUGGCCUGCAUCGGUGACGGUGGCAACGACGUCAGCAUGAUCCAAGCGGCGGACGUGGGCGUUGGCAUUGUUGGCAAAGAAGGCCGACAGGCUUCACUCGCAGCGGAUUUCAGCAUCACACAAUUCGCGCAUCUGACCAAAUUGCUCGUCUGGCAUGGACGGAACAGCUACAAACGCAGCGCCAAGCUGGCACAAUUCGUCAUCCACCGCGGUCUGAUCAUCGCCAUCUGUCAGACCGUAUUCAGCAUCGCAUCCGACUUCGAGCCGAUUGCGCUUUACCGGGAUUGGCUGCUCGUCGGGUAUGCGACAGUUUACACCAUGAUGCCUGUGUUCAGCCUCGUGCUCGAUCGCGACGUCGACGAAGGCCUCGCGAAUCUCUACCCCGAGCUGUACAAGGAGCUUACCACCGGGCGGAACUUGAGCUACCGGACGUUCUUCAUCUGGGUGGGAAUCUCCAUCUACCAGGGACUCAUCAUCCAAGGCGGCUCGGAGCUACUUGUGCCAGGAUUUACCACCCGAGCCGCCGCCGAUGGGACCUCCACUCUCGAGACGGAAGGGUUCAAGAGCAUGGUGGCCGUUUCGUACACGGUGCUGAUCAUCAACGAGAUUGUCAUGGUGGCAGCGGAGAUCACCACCUGGCACCCGGUCAUGAUCUUCAGCAUCUUGGGCACGGCCGCCAUCUAUUUCGGCAGUCUGCCAUUCCUGGGGAGCUACUAUUCGUUGAAGUUCGUCGUCUCACUCGGCUUCUGGUGGAGAGUGGCCGGGAUCGCGGCGGCCAGUCUGGUGCCGGUGUACGCGGCGAAAUUGAUCCGCCGUACCGUCCGGCCGCCGAGUUAUCGCAAGGUGCGCGGCGUAUGA
Dissoconium aciculare CBS 342.82 is the source of this 3891-nucleotide messenger RNA. RefSeq names its product putative aminophospholipid-translocating P4-type ATPase. The transcript has a single exon. Gene Ontology annotation, cellular component: trans-Golgi network; plasma membrane; endosome. Gene Ontology annotation, molecular function: ATP hydrolysis activity; magnesium ion binding; ATPase-coupled intramembrane lipid carrier activity. The record is from RefSeq and is a predicted model, not a curated record. Bases 1 to 3891 code for a protein of 1296 amino acids. NCBI's taxonomy places the organism in Eukaryota, Fungi, Ascomycota, Dothideomycetes, Mycosphaerellales, Dissoconiaceae. Gene Ontology annotation, biological process: endocytosis; phospholipid translocation; retrograde vesicle-mediated transport, Golgi to endoplasmic reticulum.